ACUUCCGGCCCGGCCGCUCGUCCUCCGCCCUGUUCCCCUCCCGCUCGCCGUUAGGGAGGCUCUGCGCCUCAGCCGCCACCGCCUCCGCCUCCGCCUCCGCCGCUCCCGCCCACUUCUCCGCGUCUGCCGCCGCCGCUGCCCGGGGUCUCCGGGGGGUCGCUACCGGGCUGGCCCCGCGCCACUGCAGUCGCUUCAGCCUCGCGCUAGAGGCCGCUUCAGGAGGAGACCCGCCGGCCGCCGUGCCACUUAGGGCCUCAGUUCUCGCCUCGUCGACGUCGCCAAGGGUUCUGGAAAAGCGGCCAAGGCCGGGGAACGGGGCUUCGCGGUUCCAACGAUUAAGUUCUGAAGUACUGAUCGAGUUCUGCGUUUCUUCAAUGAGGAACUACAGGCUGAUCUUCUGCCAUAAUCUCAAACAGCCAUAAAUGACAGAACGAUGCUUGCUCAGUGAGGGAAGCUGGUGCAGAAGCCGUGUUUUAAACUUAGGUGUUUAAGUACUCAAAGGAGGUCUGGAGCAACAAGGGCUGUUUCAAGUCAAUGGGAAUGCUGAGACAGUGGAGUGGCUUCGGCAGAGAUACGACAGUGGAGAAGAGGUGGACUUGGUUAAGGAAGCGGACGUCCCCUCAGCCAUUAGUCUCCUUAGGUUUUUCCUGCAGGAGCUCCCUGAGCCCGUCAUACCUGGCAGCUUGCAUAUUCACUUGCUGCAGCUUUCUCAAGGUCUCUCCCUGAAUUUAGAGUUCUGAGUCACCUAGACUGGCUGGCCAGCAAGCUCCAGGGUUCCUCAUGACUCUGCCUCUCUGUCCUGGUAUUACAGGGACGUAUCUCUGUAUUUGGCUUCUUAUGGGAUGUUGGGGAUGCUUGUGCAGCAAGAAUUUUACUGACUUAAGCUGUCUCCCCAGCUUAAGAUAAACUGUUUAUACGUCUGUUGUCUUGCAGAAAUGGCCAAUAUUAUUAUGGCCCUAAAUAACCUUUUACCACUGUCCCCCUAUGAGUUAAUUUUAAGAAACCUGCAGAAAAAAAAAAGUAAUUUAUUUUGAAGUACCUCUGAGAAAUUCUCCAAAAUUAGAACAUCAUCCACUAACGGGGUUUCUAAAAGUCUAGUUUCUAUUAGUAAAAACUCAUUGCUAUAACAAACAUAAGGCCUAAUAGCUUCUGUGAUCUUAUGCACUUGGUAAAAAAAGAAACCAGAGCCAGGUAUGGUGGUUUAUGCCUAUAACCCCAGCACUGAGGCAGGAGGAUUGCCUAUGAGUUUUAGGCUAGCCUGGGCCUGUCAGUCUAAGCUACCAAGUGAGACCAUCUCAAAAACAAACCCAAAAAAUACAGAGAAGAAAACCAAAUGAGAAACAGAAAACCUUUCAGUUUAAUUGGACCAUAUCACUUAUGUUUAGUAAUUGUUUUCUGAGUGCCGAGAGAGCAGAAAAUCCUCUGUCACCCUGUUCAUUUCUUAUUUUCUUAUUUGUCCAUGAUGAAGACAAUUGUCAUUGAUAAUUGCUUGUUGAUGGCUCCUUCAUAGUUUUUGAUGAUUGGAGGUCAGUGUAUUUUGACUUCUUUGAGUUGGCAUUUGUUUGGAGUGUCAGGUAUAGUCCUGCAGGAGACAGCAUGAGGAAGAAUUAGAGACUUGAGGCACAUGAGUAACAAGUGGGGAAGACAUCCUGCAGUAAUUGAGGGGCUGAGUCCUUUAUCUCCACCUUCCCUUUAAACUCUUCUUUCACUUAAUAAGGGAAAUGCAAAGCCCCUAAGGGGUUUGGCCUCUCCAGAGGAAGUGAAGAGGUUUGAAUUGUUAUAGUAAAAAAAAGGAUGUGGGUGGAGUAAUGUGAGCCUGGCAAAAUAUCUGAGCUUUACUUUUUUACUUCAUUCAGAAAACCUGUCAUUAUGUUUUAUAGAUUAUAAUAAUGAAGAUGAAUUUGGAAGAAAGUUGAGGUUCCUCUUGCAACAGCUUCCACCUGUUAAUUACAGUUUGUUAAAGUUUCUGUGUAGGUUUUUAGCCAAUGUAGCAUCACAUCAUGAAGAAAUUUGGUCUGCAAAUUCUUUGGCUGCUGUUUUUGGUCCAGAUGUCUUCCACAUUUACACGGAUGUGGAAGAUAUGAAAGAGCAGGAAAUUGUGAGCAGGAUAAUGGCGGGACUUCUAGAAAAUUAUUACGAGUUUUUUGAGAAUGAAGAGGAAGAUUUUUCAUCAAAUGAUUUGAGUUCAAUUACUGAGCAGGUUAAUGAACUUUCUGAGGAAGAAGAGGAAGAUGAAAAGCUGGAGCAUAUAGAAGAACUUCCAGAAGAAGGUGUAGAAAAGUCAGCUGGCAUGCCAGAGGUGCUGCAGUUAAGGAUGACUGAAAACCUUCUGGACUCAGACAGUGUUACAGCAUCAACAAGGAUUGAUGCUGCUGCUGCUACUACUACUAAUGCCAGUGAUGGUAACAUUAAGUGUUCAAAACCUGUGGCUGGUACUACUGCAGAUAAUGAAGUCAUGCAGCAAGAUUUUGUAUUUGAGGAUCAGAAAAAUAAUGAGUCUGUAGGUAUACUGUUAGAGCCUUGUAGUGACCACGGGGAUAGUGAAGAUGGCUGUCCUGAGAGGAAGGAAUAUUUAUUAUGUGACAGUGAUAAAUUGCCGCACUUGAUUCUGGAUUCUAGUAGCAAGAUACGUGAUUUGAAUGCCAACACUGAAUUGGAAGUAACGGAAGGUCAGAGUGUUGGUGUUCAAGGAGAAGCAGCGUGUAUACAGAUUGCGCAGUUAGAUCUGAAGAACGUUUCUGAUGGUGAUAAAUGGGAAGAGCCGUUUCCUGCAUUUAAGUCUUGGCAGGAAGACUGUGAGUCUGGAGAAGCUCAGCUGUCUCCACAGGCUGCCAGGAUGACUCACCACCCCCUGGGAGAGGACUGCCCUCCAGUAUUAUCUCAUCGUAGUUUAGAUUUUGGGCAAAGCCAACGUUUCCUACAUGAUCCAGAAGCGUUGGAUUUCUCGUCAAAGGCACUUUCCUUCACUAGAAUUCGAAGGUCAUCCUUCAGUUCAAAAGAUGAGAAAAGAGAAGACAGAACACCAUAUCAGUUGGUCAAGAAACUUCAGAAAAAAAUCAGACAAUUCGAGGAGCAAUUUGAAAGGGAAAGAAAUAGCAAGCCCUCCUACAGCGACAUUGCAGCCAAUCCGAAGGUAUUAAAAUGGAUGACAGAGCUUACGAAAUUGCGGAAGCAAAUUAAAGAUGCAAAACACAAAAACUCUGAUGGAGAAUUUGCGCCUCAGACACGUCCUCGGAGUAACACUCUGCCAAAAAGUUUUGGCUCUUCUCUAGACCAUGAGGACGGCGAGAGUGAAGGUGAGCCCAGAGUCAUUCAGAAAGAGAAGACGCCAUCGAAAGAAGCAACUCUUGAGCUGAUUACCAAACGGUUGAAGGAGAACCGUGCCGAGCGGCACCUUCCUGAGGAUAUCAAGAAAAUGACAAAAGAUCAUUUGAUAGAAGAGAAAACGUCUCUGCAGAAAAGUCUGCUUUACUAUGAAAGUCAACACGGAAGGCCGGUGACCAGGGAAGAAAGGCACAUUGUUAAGCCUCUCUAUGAUAGAUACAGGCUUGUAAAACAGAUGCUGACAAGAGCUAGCAUUACUCCUGUCCUUGGUUCUCCUUCCACGAAGCGCCGGGGUCAGAUGUUACAGCCAAUCAUAGAAGGAGAAACGGCACACUUUUUUGAAGAAAUCAAGGAAGAAGAAGAAGAUGGUGUCAGCCUCUCCUCUGAGUUAGGUGACAUCUUGAGCACAAGCGUGCACACACAGUCGUCCUUGGAAAACUUAGAAUCUGAUGCUGAAGAAAAUCAAGAAAAACUGGCUCGGGAUCUCUGCUUAUCAAGUACCCGGGCAGCUUCUGUGCCUGAAUUACUGGAACAACUUUGGAAAGCCAGAGCUGAGAAAAAGAAACUACGUAAGAUGCUACGGGAGUUUGAAGAAGCGUUCUAUCAACAAAAUGGAAGGAAUGCCCAGAAGGAGGAUCGUGUUCCGGUGCUUGAGGAAUAUAAGGAAUACAAGAGAAUCAAAGCCAAGCUUAGACUUCUUGAAGUUCUUAUCAGCAAACAAGACUCUUCAAAAUCCAUAUAAAAUAUGUUCCUUGAAAGUUGACGCCAUAAAGUGCUUGUGUUCCCUGACAGUUCACCAUGUGUGCUUGGCUGUACUUGCGUUCACUUUGUCAGGCACUCAGAGAGUCCCAUUGUGUGCUUGUUUGUGGUUCCAGUAGGCAAGGAAAGCUGUUCCACAUUCCCGCAGAUCCUCUCCACACUUAGGAAACACGCAGGCUCCUUCAUUGUUUUACUGCAGACACGGCUGUUAGCAAAGGACAAGAGUUUUACUCUUUUACUUCAAGAACUUUGAAAUAAAAAGCUCUUCUGUUUACUUUUUGUUUUUUCUUUUGCAUUACUGAAGAAAAUUGAGAGGAAAAAAUCUUCAUACUGAAUGAAAUUCUUCGGUUGCCUUUUCUUAUAAAAUGACUGAAAAUGUAAAAGAAUAGCCUAUAAGUGUGACAUAUGGAACGGUAUUGUUUUUUUCUAGAAAACCAAACUGGAUUUUCAAAUCCUACAUUGGAACACCUUUCUGUGUCGUUCCCAAAGUGACACCUGCACAGAUAGCACUUAGCCAGGAUUUGCAAUUCAGUGGUCACAACUCCUGAACGGAGAGAAGCUCGAGUAGACCACAAAGCAACCUUGCUUAGUCAUUGCAACAUUACACACAUCACUCACAGAGCUGAAUCACAUCACAUGCUGCCUACAGGACUUCAGUUACUGUCACCAGCUGGCAAUGCUGACUUGUCUGGAUCAAUCCCUGUGCUGUCCCCAACCCACCUCCAGAUAAUGUGAGAAAAUAGCCAUGCCAGUGUGGAGGGACUUGGGUGGUGCUCAGAUCUGUGUGUCAUCAGAUGGGCCUCAAAAGAAUGAGCACACCUCAGUGUGUUCUCCAAGGGCUAGACCACUGCAGCUUUCCAGGUUUAUUCAGGGGGCUUCAUCUCCAGAUGACCACCGCUCGCUCGCCCGCCCAGUUGCUUGCUGUUCAGAGCAGCCGCUCACAGGAUGUGUAGUGGUAUGCUUCUUGUCGUAGACUCUUAGCAUCUUUUUUUCGUUUGGCUUUGCAUGGCUUUUCAGAUAAUCUGCUAAUCAUUUCUUACGGGAUAGUAACUUGUGUUAAUAUGACAGAUGUGGGUCAGGCUUCAUCUAAGUGGGUUGUCCCUCAUACCCCACCCCCACCCCGGUGCUUAUUUGAAUUGAUAAAUGUCUCACUUUGCCCAUGCUUUGCAUGUAAUGACUCAUGCAUGAUUUUCUUCUUAAUAGUUUGUUUCAUACAAAUAAAUGGAAUUUCACAACAUCUUUAAUAAGGUGAGGAAAGCAUGAACCUUGAACGCUGCCACUAUUAUUACCCAGUAAGAGCAGGAAGUAGUUUGAUAAGGAAUAGUGUGUCUACGUACUUCACAUUUCACUUGUGUGUGCAAUGCCUUUCUGGGGGAGAGGGAAAAUCCAGCAGUAGUGAGUGUGUAGUUGGAGGGUUUUUUUUUGUUAAGUACUGAAUCACCCAGCCUUGUUUGUGUGGUUUCCUUUUGAUAAUACUAGGUCAUUCAUAAUGUAUUUUUAGAAAAGUAAUUAAGAAUGCCAAAAAAACCCUGUAUCAUUUGAUUUGAACCCAUCAUGUGGUGUACUUUUUAGUUUUUUUUCCCAGACAGGAUUGCUACAUGUAAUUUUAUGUGCACUGUAUAUUUUUAUGAAUGUUUUAUUUUGUAUACCACAUGCAAAAAUGUUCAUGUGCACUAUUUAAAUGUUUUAAAUAAUAUAUUCCUUCUGUAUAACGCUAAAUCUAUUUGAGUACAAUAUUUUUAUAAGUCUGUAGCCUGACUGGUUUCGUUGAGUUACAGCUGCUUCAUAAUUUGGUCGUUGAGUUGUUAGUUUGGGCUGAAUAGAGUAGUGAAGUGGCUCGCACGCUUCCAUGGGCUUGCACUGAACUCAUGGUUAGCAGUGGGGAUAGUUAGGCAGCUUGCAAGAGGUUUACUUUGGUACAAAUAAAAAUUAUAUCUAUAUAUAAAUACUAUAUAGAUAUAGAUAUAUAUGUGUCCACCUUAUAAUUACAUUGCUGUGUUUGUUUGGCACUUCAUUGUACAGACUUUUAUAAUAAAAGAACUUUACUGUUCUAA
Mus musculus (house mouse) is the source of this 6137-nucleotide messenger RNA. RefSeq names its product family with sequence similarity 13, member B (gene Fam13b). Gene Ontology annotation, biological process: signal transduction. The transcript is spliced from 20 exons. Bases 2081 to 4066 code for a protein of 661 amino acids. The record is from RefSeq and is marked validated. Lineage: Eukaryota; Metazoa; Chordata; Mammalia; Rodentia; Muridae.